AUGUCUAAAGAUGAAAUAAGUGAUUCUGUAGCUAAAAGUUAUUACUCUAAAGCUAGUCCUGUUGCAAAAUAUUGUACUGAUGUUACUGUUAAACAAAGUCAAUUAGAAAAAAAUCUUAUGGAAAAUACUUUAAAAAAUCAUUCUAUGGGAAGAAUGUUAGGAGCACCAGAGGUUCUUCAAAUGGGAAAAAAUUUUAUACGUUUUAUUAAGGCUAAAAAAUGUCUUGAUAUUGGUACAUUUACUGGAGCUUCUGCUGUUGCAUGGUCUUCAGCUCUUCCAGAUGAUGGAAUAGUUUAUACAUUUGAUAUUAAUCAUGAACCAUUUAAUUCAAUUGGAAAACCUUUAAUUGAAAAAGAAGAAAAUAUUUACAAAAAAAUUUCUCUUAUUGCAGGUCAGGCAUUAGAAUCUUUAGAUAAAUUAAUAUCUAAUGGAGAAUCGGGAAAAUGGGAUUUUGCUUUUAUUGAUGCAGACAAGACAAGUUAUCCUAAUUAUUAUGAUAGAGUAAUGAAACUCCUUCGUCCUGGUGGAGUUAUUUUAAUUGAUAAUGCUCUUAUGGGUGGUGGUGUUGCUGAUCCAGAAUGUAGUAAUGAAGGACAAAUUGCAGUUAGAAAACUUAAUGCUAUCAUUUCAGAAGAUGAUAGAUGUGAUAAUAUGCUUCUUAAUGUUGGUGAUGGUACUCAUGUUGUUUUUAAACAUUAA
Molecule: messenger RNA, 699 nt
Organism: Strongyloides ratti
Lineage: Eukaryota; Metazoa; Nematoda; Chromadorea; Rhabditida; Strongyloididae
Product: O-methyltransferase, family 3-containing protein
Exons: 1
Coding region: 1-699 (232 amino acids)
Molecular function (GO): S-adenosylmethionine-dependent methyltransferase activity; O-methyltransferase activity
Source: RefSeq, a predicted model, not a curated record